AGGAGCAAGCGUGGAUCUAUGAUCUAUUCUAUUGGUCGGCGUCUACUAUAAAAGCAUAUGUUACCUAGUCCAAGAGUCCCAACAGCUUCCUCAUGAAAAAAUGGAGGAUACUGUUUAUCACAUCAAACGACGUCCUUCUUGAAAUUCCCUUUUAUGGUCAUUAUUAGUGAGAAGAACCGGCAAACAUGGCUGAUUCCAUAGUCCUUUUCAUAGUGGAAAGGCUCGGUGACUUGCUCAUAGAGGAGUGCAAGUCACUGCACGGAUUAAGAGACGAGGUGGAGGAGAUUAGGACGGAGCUGAGGCGGAUGCGGUGCUUCUUGAAAGACGCGGACUCGAGGCAGGGUUCGGACGAGCGGGUCCGCAACUGGGUCUCCGAGAUCAGAGAGGUGGCCUACAAUGCAGAGGACCUUAUCGAGAACUUCAUUAUUGAAAAUGUCGCCAAGGGGAGAGAUUCCCGCGCCAGCGAGAUCCUCGAAAGGUUGGCUUGCUUCAUGAGCAAGGGGGUGGCCAGCCUCAGGCUCGGGUUCCACAUCGGGUCGCUCACUGAUAGGAUUUCCAGGCUCACAUCGAGCUUGCGGACCUAUGGGAUUAGGGAACUAAAGGAAGGAGACUGCUCAAGCUCCCUCAACGAGAAGCUGAGGGAGGGGAGGCGGUCUUAUCCCCACAUGGUCGAGCACGACGUGGUUGGGGUGGAGGAGAAAGUGGACGAAAUCGUCGCUCACUUGACAGGUGACAACCAGACCCACUCUCACCACCAAGUCAUUGCGGUUUGCGGUAUGGGUGGGCUGGGAAAGACAACCUUGGCGAAGAAGGUAUACCAUGACUCUAGGAUAAGAUGGCACUUCGACUGCUUCGCCUGGUCCUACAUUUCUCAACAGUUCAAGAAGAGGGACAUAUGGGAGGGGAUCCUGUUCAACCUCAUGGCCCCAACUCGGGAUGAGAGGGCUGAAAUCCUAAACAUGAAGGAUGAGGAGGUUGCAGAGAAGCUCCACGGAGUCCUGCAAAGGCGGACUUGUCUGGUUGUUCUCGACGAUCUUUGGAGUGCCCAGGACUGGAGCAGCCUGAGGCCCGCUUUCCCGAAACAGACCACACGCAGCAAGAUCCUGCUCACCUCGCGCAAGAGGACGGUGGCUCUCCAUGUGGACCCCUCAUGCUUCCUACUCGAGCCCAAGUGUCUAAGCGAGGAGCACAGCUGGGAGCUGCUCAAGAAGAUUGCAUUCUCGGGAAGAAGCACGAGAUCAGAUAACAACAGCUUAAAGGAACUGGGGAAGGAGAUGGCGAAAAGCUGUUCUGGUCUACCACUGGCCAUUGUCGUGCUCGGAGGAGUUCUGGCCACUAAGGGCACUUUGGGUGAGUGGCAUGCCGUGAACAACAACAUCAAGUCAUACAUUAGAGGGAAUAAGGACGAGGAGGAAGAUGAUGGUGGGUUAUCGAAAGUUCUGGGCCUGAGCUUCGAGGACUUGCCCUACCAAUUAAAGCCAUGCUUCCUCCAUGUGGGCCAUUUUCCAGAAGAUUUUGAGAUACCUAAGAAGCAACUGAUCCAUGUAUGGAUAGCAGAAGGAUUUAUUACGGCACCUCCAGAAUCGGAUGAAGUAGAUAUCAACCAGGAAACGAUGGAGGAUGUCGCCGAGCGAUACUUGACUGAAUUGGUGAAUAGGUGCGUCCUCCAAGUGGCCAAGCGGACCUCAACUGGCAGGAUCCGUAGCUGCAGGAUUCAUGAUCUGAUGCGUGACAUGUGCCUGCUGAAGGCAAAGCAGGAAAGUUUCCUUGAGUCCAUCAACCUUCGGCACCAAAGCCAAGAAUCUGACUCGGCCUCCGGCUCCAAAUUGUCAGGAUCAAUGGCAUCUCUUGUUGAAGCACGGCGGCUCACUAUCCUCUUGAAGCAAGUGUUCAACGAUUUCGUCCAUUCACGAUAUCCUCGCAUUAGAUCUCUCGUCUACUUCAACGAAAAUGAAUGCGAGGUGCAGAAAUGGGAGCAGAUCAAGCGCCUAUUCAAGGACUUCAAGUUUCUGAGGGUCUUGGUACUUGAAGGAAUUGUCGGCCCAGACAAAAAGUUGCCCAAGGAGAUUGGAAAGCUGCUGCACCUGAGGUUCUUAAGCAUAAGAAACACCCAAAUAGAUGAACUUCCGAAGUCCAUCGGUGAUCUGAUGUUCCUGCAGACACUCGAUGCACGAGAUGCCAGCACAUCUGCCCGGAGACAGAAGGUAUUUAUACCAAAUGUUCUGCACAAGAUGAGAGCAUUGAGGCAUCUUUACCUGCCGAGAUGGUGCAGCACUGAUAAAGGGCAGAAGCUUCGCUUAGACAACCUGAACAACCUGCAGACACUUGUGAACUUCCCUGAAGAGAUUUGUGAUGUAAAACAGCUCGGUAAUUUGUCCAGUCUGAGGAAAUUGCAAUUAUGCGAUCCAGAUUGUAUUCAAGAGUUUGUGGAGAUCUUCAGAGACCAGACAGUCAAGUUGUUCAAUCUUCAAGCCUUAUACUUGACCAACAACAAGUAUGUUGGUAGCAAUUGGGGUAUACAAUAUCUUCCCCAGCCCUACACGGUGAAUCUAGAGCCAUUAUUCUCGGGUUGGCAGAACCUCUACAAGCUGCGUGUGGAUGGACAGCUGAGGAACUUACCAGCACCCAAUCAACUACCUCAGAACCUCACCAGGUUGAUCCUAUUCUGGUCUGAGCUUGAUGAAGACCCAAUGCCUGUGCUUGGUAUGCUUCCGAACUUGAUGACGCUUCACCUGUGGCGGCGAGUUUACCUUGGUAAGAAGAUGGUUUUUCCUGCAAGAGGCUUUCCUCAGUUGAAACGACUAGAGUUGUGGGGCCUACCUCACCUGGAGGAGGUCGAGGUGGAGGAGGAAGCCAUGCCCAGUCUAACAAAGUUUGAGAUCUCAAAUUGCGAUCAUCUCAACGAGAUCCCAGAGGGGCUGAAAUUCAUGGUCUCGCUCCAGGAACUAGAGAUCAGAUACAUGCCAAUGCAAUUCCAGUUCAGGCUUCAUCCAGGAGGAGAUGAUUUCGACAAAGUUCAGAACCUGUGCGUGACAAUUAUAUAGGUCGAUUACUAGUCAAAUCCCAGAUGAACUACAUGGGAGAGAAGUGCUGUUCCUCAAACCAGCUGCAGAUGAGGGAAACAUUUAAAUCUCUAAGUUCAACAUCCUUUUUUUUAUUUAUUUCAUAACAACUUUUGAGCACUUAGGAUGUUUUUUCACAAAUAAAAGUCGAAAGGUGUGUCUUGUGUGAACAAGUUGGAAUAGUCUCGUACUACCAACAUAUGUUUGUCAUCAUCAGCCAAAUGGAAUUUGUUUGGAGGCCGGUGAAAAGGAUGUUUCAUGCAAUCAGAAUUAGAAUCUACAUUUGUGUCAA
This is a messenger RNA of Punica granatum (pomegranate), 3354 nucleotides long. Lineage: Eukaryota; Viridiplantae; Streptophyta; Magnoliopsida; Myrtales; Lythraceae. The record is from RefSeq and is a predicted model, not a curated record.